Molecule: messenger RNA, 1503 nt
Organism: Penicillium waksmanii
Lineage: Eukaryota; Fungi; Ascomycota; Eurotiomycetes; Eurotiales; Aspergillaceae
Product: UDP-N-acetylglucosamine diphosphorylase
Exons: 4
Coding region: 1-1503 (500 amino acids)
Biological process (GO): UDP-N-acetylglucosamine biosynthetic process
Molecular function (GO): UDP-N-acetylglucosamine diphosphorylase activity
Source: RefSeq, a predicted model, not a curated record
AUGGCUGCUGCAAUUAAAGAAACCGUUUCCAAUUUAAUUGGAAAAUUCUCUGGUGCUGAGGAAGCUCCCCGCGAGCCCUCCGCCGAGGAGCUCCAGCAACUACAGAAAAAGUACUCCGAUGCCGGUCAAGGCCAAGUCUUCGCCUUCAUCGAUGAGCUGCCUACCGUCGAGAAGUCCCGUCUUUUCCACCAGCUGUCCACCUUCAACCCCACCCGCAUCAACGAGCUGACCGAGGAGACCGCAGUGACGCUCGAGCCUUUGCCCGAGUCCGCGACCGCCUCCAUUCUCGACUCUGACCCCGCCGACCUGAAGAAGUGGUACGAUGCCGGUCUGAAGGAGGUGGCCGAUAACAAGGUGGCCGUGGUGUUGAUGGCUGGUGGCCAGGGAACCCGUCUCGGUAGCUCUGCCCCCAAGGGCUGCUUCGACAUCGGUCUGCUGAGCCAAAAGUCUCUCUUCCAGCUCCAGGCUGAGCGUAUCGCUAAGCUACAGGAGCUGGCCUCAAAGGCUCACGGUGUCACCGCCGCCACCAUCCCCUGGUAUGUCAUGACCAGCGGUCCUACCCGCGGUCCUACCGAGGAGUUCUUCGAGAAGAGCAACUACUUCGGUCUCGAUAAGAAGAACAUCUUCAUCUUUGAGCAAGGUGUUCUUCCUUGCAUCUCAAACGAGGGCAAGAUUAUUCUAGAGAACAAGGGCAAGGCCGCCGUGGCUCCCGAUGGAAACGGUGGUAUCUACCAGGCUCUCGUCACCUCCGGUGCCCGCGAGGACAUGCGUAAGCGCGGCAUCAAGCACAUCCACGCCUACUGCGUCGACAACUGCCUAGUCAAGGUCGCCGACCCCGUCUUCAUUGGAUUCUCCGCCGCCCACGACGUCGACAUCGCGACCAAGGUCGUUCGCAAGCGUGACGCCACCGAGUCCGUCGGUCUGAUCCUACAGAAGAACGGCAAGCCUGAUGUCGUCGAGUACUCCGAGAUCGACAAGGAGACCGCCGAAGCCAAGGACCCCAAGAACGCCGAUCUGCUCAAGUACCGCGCCGCCAACAUCGUCAAUCACUACUACUCCUUCCGCUUCUUCGAGUCCAUCGAGAACUGGGCGCAUCAACUGCCCCACCACGUGGCCCGCAAGAAGAUCCCCUUCGUGAACACGGAGACCGGUGCGGCCGAGAAGCCCGAGAAGCCCAACGGCAUCAAGCUGGAGCAGUUUGUCUUUGACGUUUUCCCCAUGACUCCUCUGAACAAGUUUGCCAGUAUUGAGGUGCGUCGUGAGGAUGAGUUCUCGCCGCUCAAGAACGCCCGUGGUACCGGGCAGGACGAUCCCGAUACCAGCCGCGACGAUAUCAUGAAGCAGGGACAACGGUGGCUCGAGGCUGCUGGCGGUAUUGUCAUUACCGAUGCCGAGGCGACUGGAGUGGAAGUUUCUCCGCUGAUCAGCUAUGGAGGUGAGAACCUUGAAUUCCUGGCCGGUCGCGAGGUCAAGGCCCCGGCUCUUCUGGAGAAGGAGGAGUAG